CGGCCGAGCAGGGCGGCACCGCCAUGGCCUCCAACGAUUACAGCCAGACCGCCACACAGAGCUACGGGGCCUACCCCGCCCCGCCGACACAGGGCUACUCGCAGCAGAGCAGCCAACCCUACGGGCAGCAGAGCUACAGCGGCUACAGCCAGCCGGCCGACGGGGCGGCCUACAGCCAGAGCAGCUACAGCUCCUCCUACGGACAGGCGCAGAGCAGCUACAGCACGCAGUCGACGCCGCCGACCUAUGGCAGCAGUGGAGGGUACGGCGGUGGGCAGAGCUCACAGCCAUCCUAUGGGCAGACCUCCUCCUACCCCAGCUACAACCAGCCGCCCUCCGCCAGCUCCUCCGCCGGAAGCUAUGGGGGCAGCUCCCAGAGCUCCAGCUACGGGCAGCCGCCCAGCUCCGGCUACAGCCAGCAGUCCUCAUACAGCAGCCAGCAGCCCUCCUACAGCCAGCAGUCCUCAUACAGCGCGCCGCAGAGCUACAGCCAGCAGAGCCAGUACAGCAACAGCGGCUCCUCCAGCAGCUAUGGGCAGGAGCAGGCCCCGCUGAGCAGCUCAGGAGGAUACCAGGAGCAGAGCUAUGGAGGGCAGCAGGAGCGCAGCCGCGGGCGCGGAGGGUACGGCCGGGGCGGCUACGAGCGCGGUGGCCGUGGUAGCCGGGGAGGCCGUGGAGGCAACAUGGGCGGUGGUGAGCGUGGUGGCUUCAAUAAAUUUGGUGG
Gallus gallus (chicken) is the source of this 724-nucleotide messenger RNA. RefSeq names its product FUS RNA binding protein (gene FUS). Gene Ontology annotation, cellular component: nucleus. NCBI's taxonomy places the organism in Eukaryota, Metazoa, Chordata, Aves, Galliformes, Phasianidae. Gene Ontology annotation, biological process: regulation of DNA-templated transcription. Gene Ontology annotation, molecular function: RNA binding; transcription coregulator activity. The record is from RefSeq and is marked provisional.